Setaria italica (foxtail millet) is the source of this 2584-nucleotide messenger RNA. RefSeq names its product probable LRR receptor-like serine/threonine-protein kinase At1g56130. The transcript has 17 exons. Gene Ontology annotation, molecular function: protein binding. The record is from RefSeq and is a predicted model, not a curated record. NCBI's taxonomy places the organism in Eukaryota, Viridiplantae, Streptophyta, Magnoliopsida, Poales, Poaceae. The coding region runs from base 340 to 2172 and encodes 610 amino acids.
UCCCCAUCUUCCUCCCGUCUUUCGCUGUUUCGCAUCGGCCAAAACUCGAAAAUCGAAACCGGCGCCGCCGACCCGCCGCAUCCGCCGCCGCCGGCCGACCGGAUCCUCCCGCCUCCCGCUCCCCGACGCGGUCGCGUCAACUCCACCUGCGCCCCCCGCGACCUCGUCGCUGCGAGCGCACAUGACCAUGAUCACGCGGUCAAACCUCAGAGGCAGAGACCCAGCCCGCCCGCUCCGCUAGCAAGUAGCAGCAACCCCCCACGACCCCUCCACCACCUCCUCCUCCUGCGCGCACAAGUCAACUCCCACCCGCGGCCGCGGCACCCCGCGCCGGCCCCCAUGGCUCGUCGUCCAGCUCCCGCUCUCGUCGCCGUCUCCCUCCUCGUCCUCGCGCUCCUCAACCUCGACGCAGCGCGGGGCCAGCCGCUGCCGCCCACCAAUUCCUCCGACGCGGCUGCCCUGCACGCCGUGUUCCGGCAGUGGCGCCUGGAGGGCGACACGGCAGGGGUGGUGGACCCGUGCCUGAUGCCCGUCUUGUCCGAGUCGUCCAUGAUGAACGCAUCCAUCGACUGUGACUGCUCCCGCGGCGACGAGUGCCGCAUCACGCACCUGAAUGUGACUGGGUACAGGAACAUCACCGAGAUCCCGCCGGCACUCUUCAACUUGACGGAGCUCGUUUCUCUGGAUUUGAGUAACAACAACUUGAGUGGUUCAAUACCCCCAGGCGUUGGCAAUCUUUCCAAACUGGAAACAUGGCACUUCAAUAAUAACCAUCUCAAUGGAUCUUUUCCUCGUGAACUGUCGCUUUUGAGGAAUCUACAGUCCCUGUGGAUGUUUGAUAAUUACAUCGAAGGGUCUAUUCCGGAAUUUAUUCAGAAUUUAACCAACCUCACAGACUUGAGAAUAUACGGGAUGAAACUUCAAGGACCUAUUCCAAAUUUUUUCUCUAAUUUGAUCAACCUAGAACACCUGAUGCUUGGUGAUCUUGAGGGAAAGCAUUCUUCUUUUGAUUUCAUAGCAAAUUGGGCAAACCUUUCAACAUUAUCUCUGAGAAAAUGUGGGCUCACAACUCAGCUUCCUAAUACUCUCCCAACCUUGCCCAAGCUAAAGUACCUGGAUUUGAGAUCAAACAACUUAUCAGGCGCAAUAAGACUAUUGCUUCCAUAUAAGAACUCGGAGUAUAUAUAUGUAGGUGAAAACAACUUCAGUGGACCUCUGCCUGCUGAAUUCGUUCGACCAUCAGUUCCAUUGGAUGUUUCAUAUAAUCCUUCUGUUAAUGGACGCCUUCCUAACAAGCCUGCUGGUCAAAAUUGGCUCAUAAAUUACAUUGGGACUUCAAUUGAUACAAGCGGAACAAUUGACAGUGCAGAUCUAACAACCCUGAAUUGCCUUCACAUGAAAGAAUGCAACAGAACUAAUUUAACUAAUCCUGCAACUUCCUUCGCUAUAAAUUGUGGUGGCAAGCAAAUGGAUUAUUCAGAUCCGAUGCCAACUAUGUUCUCUGAAGACUCCGCUGAUCUUGGAGGAGCAGGCUUUCAUAUUAAUACCACCAGUCAUUGGGUAGUUAGUCAUGUGGGUUCUGAUCCAUUUAAUAAAACCAGCGGUAUUGUAAAUACAAGCAAUAUUUUGGAAACAAACAUGCCAGAGCUCUACAAAACAGCAAGAACAUCAACAAGUUCGUUGCGAUACUAUGUGGUAGGUUUGGCUAAUGGGAAAUACACAGUACAACUCUUCUUUGCAGAGAUAGUCAUAACUGAUGGACCAGGACGACGCUUAUUUGACAUUGAUAUGCAGGAUCAGAAUAUCAGGAAGGAUUUUGACAUUACUAAGGAAGCAGGGGGUCCUAGAAAAGCCACUAACAUAACCCAGGAAGUGACUGUUGACAACUCCAUGUUGGUAAUACAUCUGUAUUGGAGUGGAAGGGGCACCUGCUGCAUUCCCUACAAAGGAGCUUAUGGGCCACUGGUGUCAGCGAUAAAAGUUACCCGGUCCCAUGACAGGAAGAUCAGUCCUCCACAAGCACCAAGUUCUGAUUCUGCACGACAGGAUGAGAAGAGGAGAGGAGUGAUUGCAGGCAUUGCAGCACUUUGUAUUGCUGCUGCUGUGAUAUCUUCAUCCGUUGUCUACCUUUGGUGGAAAUGGGUUUCACUUGUGAAGCGCUCAAUGGCAUGAGGAGUUCGUCUGAUGUAUAUAGCUGAUUCUUCAGCCAGUUUCCUUCAUGCGAAUGAGCCUAUGUAUGUGUUUUGUCACUUUGCGUGUGCUGAGUUUGGUUGCAAGCAUAGCCAAGACGACGUUGAUGUACAGUUCACUUCUUGAUCAAGGUUUUAGGCCUCAGGUUUUGUUUCACGAUGAUUGUAGCGCAGUUAGCCAUCUCUAGACAUUAUGGUACUGAUGUAUUACACAAAUUUGAUUGUUUGUUGAUUGUAGUUUCAUUUUCUCAUUGUAAAUCCCUGUCGAAUAUAUAACUGCCGUAUAUUCUGAAGUCUGAUGCAUUGCAUGUGUGGUCUGCCUGUCACUGUAUUUGUUUUGCAUGAAAUUAUUGUAAUUCCUUUUCAAACAGGCAAAGGAAAUGAUGUACUUUGCA